Messenger RNA from Symbiodinium sp. CCMP2456, 467 nucleotides. The record is from the annotation of a GenBank genome assembly. Lineage: Eukaryota; Dinophyceae; Suessiales; Symbiodiniaceae.
GUCGCCAAGGAGGAGUCUCCAGAGAUCUUGAGCCCAAAGAGGCCAAAAGUUGGACCAGCGCCCGUGGAGCUCGAUCCAGACGUGUCCAACGAAGCGAUUGCCAGGCAGCUGAAGGAGCUGGCAGAGGCAUAUUCUGUGCGGGGCGACCGAUGGCGCAGCUGGCAACUGGCCAAGGCCGAGCGUUUGGUCCGUACGUGGCCCGAGCCGCUGCGCACACCGGAGGACUUUGAUCGCAUCGCUGGGCUUGGGCCGAAGACCCGUGACAAGUGCCGGGAGAUCUUGGCCACCGGGGUGCUUACCCGACUUGAUGCGGUCCGAGGUGACGAGAUGACCCAGAUUCUUCAGGACUUCACCUGCAUCCACGGCGCAGGAGAGUCCGUGGCACGCAGGUGGCUUGCAGCCGGCUGCAGAAGCUUCGAUGACCUUCGCCAACGAGAGGACGAGCUGGGCCUCACAAGAACGCAAAG